UCCAGCAGAGAGCCAUCAAUAAAUUAUUUCCAGACGGAGGCUGGGGCUCGGACGGCCUGUAACGACACCAUAGAUCCAGUCUGGUAGACAUGUAUCCGACUAGAAUAUGACCUGAAGUGCAUGGCUCAUUUUAAAGAGCGCAGAGACCAUGAAGAAGGGGAUUGUAAUGGGUACUGAAAAUCUGCCGUUAGAGGGAAAACUGUAGGAAAAACAACUCGUUGCCACUAACCGCAGGAUGAUGAUGAUGAUGAUGAUGAUGGAAACCCAACAGCUGACUGUGUGUAACACUGAUGCCUGAACGUUGGGAGACUGAAGGCGGAUUCACAUCUCACCAGGAAAACAUCUUAACGGCGCCGACCUUUACUUGAGGUAUAUUUAGAGAUGUGGGCUAAUUCAGAACACCAAGCUGGAAAAACACAUCGAUCAGAGAUGGAAUGCCGGGACUCAGAAACCCAAUCCAGCUUUCUCCACCUUGCUAAGAAAGAGACUGAAGUGUUUCCUGGGCAGCAGUUGUGGGUGGUAAAAGAAGAGGUUCGCAGUAACUGGAGAUCUAGUUUGGACCCGUUUGACUCAAAACCGCCCCACAUGAAGGAAGAAGAGAAGCCUGCUGUGAAAAGUGAAAAAGAAGAAAAACCAAAGUUUUCAGAUUGUAGCUGCAUGAAAACUGAAGACAGGAGACGAGAACCUCUGACGCCCAACUUGGUCAAACAGAUGGAAGCAGAACCUGAUGAAGAGGGCUGUGGAAGACCAGAACCAGGCCCAAGACCCAGUUCAGUUGUCCCAGUCCAGCAAGUGUUGGGGAUGAAACAAGAGGUUCCCCACAACAUGAGCUCCUGUUUGAACCAGAAAGACCCAGAGCCCUCCCACAUAAAGGAGGAAGAUGAUGACCUGUGGGUCGGUGAGGAGAGAGAUCAACUUAUUGUGAAGAUUGUAGAUGAUGAGAAAAUUGGUUCGUUAUCAGAACUUCACUACGUCAAAUCUGAGAGCAGAGAGACAGACACUCCAAACAAGAUCUCAGCUGUACAGAUAAAACAAGAACCUGAUGGAGACUGUGAAAGUCCAAAACCAAGCAGGCCCCGUCGCUCCGCUACUUAUCUGCAGUCAAAGAAUAAUGAAAAUGCAUCACAUUCUUCUGAUACUGAAAACAGUGGGGAGGACAACAUCUCUGUGACGCAUCAAUCAGUUGACAAGCCUACCAUCUCUUCAGGUGAGAAGAAGCGAUCUAGAAAAAAGAAAAAUGCUGACACUCCACUGGGAGCCAAAGCUGAAAAGAAAUCGUAUGCUUGUGAAGACUGUGGUAAAACAUUUCCAUAUCAGUGUCAUCUCAAGUCUCAUAGGAGACUCCACACUGGAGAGAAACCAUUUGCUUGUGCAGACUGUGGUAAAACUUUUUACCAACAAUAUCAACUUAAUUGUCACAUGACAGUCCACACAGGGGAGAAACCAUUUGCUUGUGAUUUUUGUGGUAAAACAUUUCCUUAUCAGUGUCAUCUCAAAUCUCACUUGAGAUUGCAUACUGGAGAGAGACCAUAUGCUUGUGGUAAUUGUGGUAAAGCAUUUACAGAGCUGAAGGAUCUGAAAAGGCACAUGAGAUGCCACACAGGAGAGAAACCUUUUCAAUGUGAGGUGUGCUAUAAAAAGUUUAGCUUAAAGGGGGCUCUGAAGCGACACAUGAUGAUUCAUAAUGGAGAAAAACCAUUUGCAUGCACUGAUUGUGACAGACACUUCAGAUUUAAUGCUGAUCUUCAAGCACACAUGUUAACCCAUUUAGGAGUAAAACCAUUUGCCUGCGCUUAUUGUAAUGCAAAAUUUACUCGAAAAGGAAGUCUGCUUCUGCAUGUUAGACACCACACUGGCGAGAAUCUACUUACCUGUGAAGUCUGUGAGGAGAAAUUUGUCCGAAAAUGUGAUCUUGACAACCAUAUGCCAGUUCACUCAAGAGCACAGAAGGUUCCAUCUGGAAAUGAGAAUUUUGUCUGUGAUGAAUGCGGGAAAAAAUUUGUUGAGAAGUCACGCCUAACGAGACACAUGAUCACCCACACAGGAGAGAAACCAUUUAGUUGUGAUGUUUGUAGUGUGAAGUUUUCACGACAAGAACAUGUGAAAAGGCACAAAAUGACACGCCACAGUAUAAUAAGAACACGUGAAGAGACACAAAGUUACACAGGAACGCAUGAAGACAGACAACAUUGCAUGAGAAUGCAUGAAGAGACACAAAACGACACAGGAAUGCAUGAAGAGACACAAAACGACACAGGAAUGCAUGAAGAGACACAAAACGACACAGGAAUGCAUGAAGAGACACAAAACGACACGCCACAAUACAUGAACAUAUAAAAAGACACAAUGACAGGAACAUAAACACCUCAAAACACUCAACAUGAGAUAAGAGGAUAUGAAGAGACAUAUAUAUAUGGUUUGACCAUGAGACUGUCAAACCACAGUUUCAUGGUUUCAGAUAGACAUGGUGAUCAUUUGUUGUAUCUCUUUCAUUAAGACUUUAAUGGUGGAUUCAAACAUUUAGAGGAACACAUUUUUUUCUGUGUGAGGAUGAAUGGUGGCCAGACAAAAAUCUGCUCUUUGAUGGUCUACAGUAGGGGUGCCUAAGUCCAUUCCUCGAGAUCCACUAUCCUGCAACUCGGUUGUCUCCCCUCUCCACUACACUUAAUUCAAAUGGAUCGUUGCAUCUUUUGUCUCUGCUGAGGAAUGGUAACAAAUCAUUCAUGUUAUUCAGGUGUGUUGGACGAGGGAUGCAUCUUAAGGUUGCAGGAUAGUAGAUCUGGAGGACUCGACUUGGGCACACCUUAUCUACAGGGUAAGUUCUUUUUCGUCUGACAGUCUGCUUUUUUUUUUUAGUGCAACAACACUUUAGUUUCUCAGUAAAGACUGAAUUGUGUUGUUGAUAUUUCUAUCGAUAUCUCUAAACUCUUAUGUAAAUAGACUUGGCUUAAUUUUAUUUUGAGAUCUUUGAAGAAUAAUCUGUUGUCUGUCCUCAAAAGAUGAAAGUUUAAACCCAAACUAACUUCUUUCUUAAAUGCUGAAUUUGGCUGGUAAUUUAUUGGUAUUAUGUUUUAUACAGUAUUUAUUUAACUUUAUUUUUUCUUGUUGGUGGAUUUAGCAGUCUUUUGUGUAACAAAGUAUAAAGCUGAACUAACUUUUAUUUCAUCAAGACUGAACUUUGUUGGUACUACUCUAAUUACUAUCAUUGUUUACUGCUAUCUUUAUAGUCAAAUUUAGUUUGACAUUUAUUUUUAGUCAGAAGAUUUAGCCUAUAUUUGCUCUGUAACAUGAUGAUAUAAAGGUACACUAAGUUUUCCCUGACAGGGAAACAUUGUCAUUAUUUUGCGAAAUCUUUGUAAGCAUGUUUAGUUUACGAUGUUUUGUUUGAAGACUGAGCUUAUAUCUGUUCUGUAGCAGGUAAGUAUAAACCCCAAUUGACCUCAACUAAGAUUUUUUUAAAGUCUUUAACCUGUUGACUUUUAAAAAGUCUUUUUAGUUCAUAGAAGACGGGGUGCUUGUGGGUUCUGUAGUUAGAAAGUCCUUUUAGAUGAACAUUUCACUAAACUCGAAUGCCACUGAUGUGCCUUAGGUUUUGUUUCUGCACAACUUUUGUUUAAUUUUAACAAUCAUUUUAUCCAAUAAGCUCUGUAUUUUUAUUUAUUUAUUUUUUUUUUGUGGAUCUGGUUUUCCUCCCUCGUUUCAGCCUAUGACACCAGACUGAAAUGAACACAUGACCAAACUGCUAUCUGACCAAGCAGUGCUGCAGAAAUCUGUUCUCUGUGUAAGCAUAUUAAACCUUUAAAAGAACAAUCUGCUGUGAUCAUUCUUGUGUAUACUUAAAGAAUUUGGUGAAGUGUCUGAACCCACAUAUUCACAAAGAAAACAAACUGUAGAAUUUCUAUGUAUUUGCGUCACUUUUUACUGCAGUUUUUUUUAAUCGACCUUUGGGUUAUGUCGUUGACCUUUCACAUUUACAGACAAAAACUACCCCAUCCAAUCUGAAAAUUACAUGAAGGUCAGUCAAACUGGAUCAGCAGCGUGUGUUGACCAUUCUAGUUUAAGAAAAGUAAAUAUAUACAGUAUAAAACGAUACAUUUCAAAACCUGCUACAGAUCUACAUCUCUGUGUAGUCAAUGGUUCAUGAUAUUUUAGAACUAUAAUGUCAAUAUUUUAUUUAAAAGAUACAAAUUUUAGUAAAAUCAAAAUAUCUGAAACCUAUAACUGACUUGAACCAAGGCAAAAUCUUGACAUCCUCAAUCAGACGUUCAAGGUCAGAUUUAUGGGGUUUUCCCCUCAUCUGAAUGGUGUGACAGUGAGUGAGAAAUAUCUGUGGAGUUGCUGAUGUUUAUGCUGCAGUAAGAAUAGACCAUCUGAACAAUGUAGUACAAAAAACUGCACAGCACACAGUAAACAUGUAUAUUUAUAUGUAUUGUAUAUAAAUGUUUAUAUGUAUAAAGAUGCUCAAUGGGAUAUGAUUCCAAAUAUUCCACUUUGACAU
Molecule: messenger RNA, 4498 nt
Organism: Poeciliopsis prolifica (blackstripe livebearer)
Lineage: Eukaryota; Metazoa; Chordata; Actinopteri; Cyprinodontiformes; Poeciliidae
Product: gastrula zinc finger protein XlCGF57.1-like
Exons: 3
Coding region: 382-2337 (651 amino acids)
Biological process (GO): regulation of transcription by RNA polymerase II
Molecular function (GO): RNA polymerase II cis-regulatory region sequence-specific DNA binding; DNA-binding transcription factor activity
Source: RefSeq, a predicted model, not a curated record